This is a messenger RNA of Prosopis cineraria, 2019 nucleotides long. Its product is annotated as serine acetyltransferase 2-like. Lineage: Eukaryota; Viridiplantae; Streptophyta; Magnoliopsida; Fabales; Fabaceae. The coding region runs from base 355 to 1404 and encodes 349 amino acids. The record is from RefSeq and is a predicted model, not a curated record. Gene Ontology annotation, cellular component: cytosol; cytoplasm. The transcript is spliced from 11 exons. Gene Ontology annotation, molecular function: L-serine O-acetyltransferase activity.
UCUAAAAGAAAGGAAGAAACGGUGAAUUUAAUGCCGUCCCCUUGCUUUCUUCAAGUGCUUAGGCGCAGCCCUACCUCCUGAACCAUUCAGAGUGGCAAUUUCCCUCGCUUUCUUGUUUCAUGGACAGUCUUGCUCUCCUACCCCUUACUAUUAUUCUUGCUUUUUCUCCCAAACGAGAGCAUCAGUUACGGCUGCAAACGCUGCACCACACCACUUGCUACUCUUAACAGUUGACACCACCACCCUCCUUCUCCUUCUCCUUCCUCUCACCACCGACAAUUCCCCAGUCUCACCUCUCGCUCCUCAAGUUCUCGCAUGUGACAGUUCUUCUUAUCUUUCUCCCUAUCUGCUUGCAUGGCUUGCGUGAGCGACGAUAGCUAUACUCCUCUCCCCUCAACGGUAUCAAGGUGUCUCCCUCUUGGUGGGCAAGAGCUCCAAAACAUGACUGACGAACCCAACAGCUACGAUUUCUUGUAUUCGGCGUAUCGCUUGGAGAGAGGUUUUCCUGUCUAUGCCAUGGAUAUUCCCAAUCCAGAUUACGACUCUGUUCUGGCUUCUUACGUAGAUCAUUCAGGUGGGGCUGACCUGAUUUGGGACGCUGUCAAACAAGAAGCUAAGUUGGAGGCAGAAAAGGAGCCAAUUUUAAAUAGCUUUUUGUAUGCCAACAUUUUAUCUCAUGAUCGCUUGGAGCAAGCCUUAGCCUUCGUUCUUGCCAAUCGUCUCCAAAAUCCUACUCUUUUGGCAACUCAGCUGACGGAAAUAUUUUUUGAUGUGAUGAUGCAUGAUAAAGGUAUCCAGAGAUCAAUUCGCCUGGAUCUGCAGGCAUUUAUAGACUGGGAUCCUGCUUGUUUAUCAUAUUGCUUCGCGCUUUUAUAUAUGAAGGGCUAUUGUUCUCUGCAAGUUCAUCGAGUAGCCCAUGCAUUGUGGGGCCAGGGAUGCCAAGUCUUGGCCUCAGCUUUGCAAAGUCGAGUCAGUGAGGUUUUUGGAGUAGAUAUACAUUCUGCUGCAAAAAUUGGGGAGGGAAUUUUAUUAGAUCAUGGGACAGGCGUGGUUAUUGGUGAAACUGCUAUCAUUAGAAAGAGAGUUUCAUUGAUGCACGGUGUUACUUUGGGAGGUUCAAUGAAGGAAAUAGGUGAUCCCCAUCCCAAAAUAGGUGAUGGUGUGUUUAUUGGAGCUAGUGCAACUAUACUUGGGAACAUAGGGAUUGGUAAAGGUGCAAUUAUAGCUGCAUGCUCUCUAUUGUUGAAAGAGGUCUCUCCUCAUAGCAUUGUGGCAGGAAUACCAGCAAAUGUUAUUGGAUAUCUACAUGAGCUCGACCCAUCUUUAACCAUGAAACAUGAUGCUACAAAAGAUUAUUUCAAUCACGUAGCUGCUCACUACAGAGAUGGAAAGUCUACUAGUUAGCUAUCUUCAUUGAAUAAAGAAAACUUUACUAGGACUAGAAAACUUAAAUUCUCUUGUUACCGAAAGGGGAAAAAAUAAAGAAAACUUAAAUUCUUGACUUAUGAUCCAAUCCAGUCAUAGUACUCGUGGUGAUUCUUUUCCAUUGUCUAAAUCAGAUCUACCCAGGAUUUGAUUAUUUCUUAUAAAUGGGCUAAAAAUUUUUAGGAGGAUCCAGAUAGAAAUGAUGUAAGCACUUGAGUGAUUUGGUAGCAUAGAUCUCAUUUGUCUAUUCAAAUGCCAGCUUAUUGCCUUAGAAUGGAGGAAAACACCAUUGCAUUUGGAAAAUUGUCUGCUAGAAUAGUUAUUUCAAAUCAUAACUUGGAUUCCUGAUGUCAAUUGAUGAAUUGUAAAUGUACAUUAUGUUGCUGGGAUGUCGAAGUCCUUGCACUAGUGGAGCUCAUGCCUGUAGUUGAGGCUUUGAGCAAAAUGUUGUCAGCCUCCAAGCCUCUUUUCCUAGCCUAUGGUUUUUGAGGAAAGAUAUCAAGUUUUCCAAUCCAAUGAAGCCUUUCAGUCAUUUUGAAAGUAACUCUUUGUGGUGGACAUUUUCUGUUGAAUUUUAAUAUUAUCUUACUGAAC